AUUAUCGUUGCAGUUCUCGUAAUACUCACUGUUGUUGGAACAUUAUGGGACAGAAAUUGUGAAGACAAUGAAGAUGUGUCUAGAUCAUAUAGAGUGGUGCUGCGCGCCUUCUCGCUGCGCGUAGGCUGGAAGCGGCUGACGAGCCAGCGCAAGGAGGAGCUGGGCUGCAUCGCGGGUAUUCGCGCCCUCGCCUCCAUAUACCUGAUGCUCACUCACGAGCUUAUGUCCUGGCAACAAGAGCCAAGUAUCAAUAAGGUCAUUUCAGCA
Gryllus bimaculatus (two-spotted cricket) is the source of this 267-nucleotide messenger RNA. NCBI's taxonomy places the organism in Eukaryota, Metazoa, Arthropoda, Insecta, Orthoptera, Gryllidae. The record is from the annotation of a GenBank genome assembly.